UGCUGCCGCGAAACCAAACACGGGGCGGCUCCCUGCCUGUCCACAAAGAAGCCGCUGUUGUUUCACGAGAUCCCGCCGACACCAUGUCUUCCUACGACAAGUCCCGCGCCACCUCAGGCGGGAAGGCCUCCUCAUUCUUCCACAGGUCCAAGAACAAAGCCGACAAACGGAGCGCGGGCGAGGACGGUCGACAUCUGUCCGCCGACACCGACUCGGGCUCCGUGAAUUCGCGCCACUCGCGCCAUAGGCGAGACUCUUCGGUUGUAUCGCUGGACCGCCCCAGCUCCGCCGGGUCCGGCAUCAACAUGACGGCCGGCGUCAUGACGACCAUCCCGUACGACACCGUCAGCGUGGACGGGCGCUCGCCGCUACCUGUCGACUACCCGCCCCAGCCCGACCAGAUGCCGGGUCGAAGAGAGCCGCUACCACACCAGCUAAACAAGGCGACGAGCGAUUUUCACCAAUACCCCUCCUUUGAUCCGUCGACCGUGCGUCCCACGAGUCCCUACCCUUCCGGGCCCCGCCCGCCGCCGCCGUCCGCCGCAUCCAACAUCACAAUGGCUACUACCGGCCGCCAGGCCCAGUAUCAACAAUGGGGCCCGCCGAGAGAGGGCAGCCUGGCGGGGUCUUACAACUCUCGCUAUAACUCAUAUACGACGUCCGGAGGACGCAGUUCAGGCGACACGUCGAGCAUCACGUCAGGUAAUGGAGCAUCCUAUCACGACCAGGUUGCGGGCCAUCGCUCAUCCAGAGUAGCACUGCCUAGUGUCUCGUCCCAGUCUUCCUAUCUGUCUCCCCACUCGCCCAGGGAGAACCGCCUAGCCAAGUUCCCCUCCGGACACCAGACGAGCGAGGGAUUUUACUUUCCGAAACCGGACGACGACAACGUGAUUGAGCAGAUGUUUCUGGCGCUCAUGCAGAAACGCGGGUGGCACAACCUUCCCGACCAAGCCAAGCGCCAGAUGACUGCCUAUCCGCCGGAGAAGAAAUGGACCCUGGUCUAUCAAGACCGCCUUACCGAGUGGCAGGGGGAGCAAAAGCGCAGGCAGACCGCCAGGAUCGGCCAAUACAGCAAUGUCGACCUCGCCCAGGCACCCGACGAGGAGGGCAGCCCCGAAUGGUACGUACGCAAGGUCAUGGAGAACUCGCUCGACAGCAAGGGCUUUGGCAGUUUGGAGGUCAACCUGCGGACGCAACAGAUCGGCUGGGUGAGGCGGUUCAUCGAGUGCCAGGGCCAGGUGGCUCUGACCAACGUCCUCAUGAAGAUCAACCGCAAGACGGGCAUGGGCCCGGGGCUGGACUCGUCCAAGGGCGGGGACAAGAACCUCGACCGGGAGUACGAUAUCGUCAAGUGCCUGAAGGCCCUGAUGAACAACAAGUUCGGCGCAGACGACGCGCUGGCUCACCAGCCCGUCCUCGUCGCCCUGGCCACGUCUCUCAUCUCUCCCCGCAUCACGACGAGAAAGCUCGUCAGCGAAGUCCUGACCUUCCUCUGUCACUGGGAUGAAGGCAAGGGCCACCUGAAGGUGAUCGAGGCCAUGGAUGUCGCCAAGAACCAGCAGGGAGAGAAUGGGCGUUUCGACGCCUGGAUGCGCCUCGUCGAGGUCACCAUUGACGGCCGCGGAAAGAUGGGCAGUCUCGUGGGCGCGAGCGAGGAGAUGCGCAGCGGCGGUAUCGGCAUGGAGAACCUGCUGAUGGAAUACGUCGUGGCCACCCUCAUGCUGGUCAACAUGAUGAUCGAUGCCGCCGAGAAAGACCUCCAGAUGCGCGUCCACAUACGGGCCCAGUUCACGGCCUGCGGCAUCAAGCGCAUGCUGAACAAGAUGGAGGCGUUCCAGUAUGAGUUGAUCGACAAGCAGAUCGAGCGCUUCCGGACCAACGAGGCCAUCGACUACGAGGAUAUGCUGGAGAGGGAGAACAGCAGCAUCAAGGACAGCGUAGAAGGAGAGGUUAGAGACCUCAAUGACCCCGUCCAGAUCGUAGAUGCGAUCCAGCAGCGGCUGAAGGGCACCAAAACCCAAGACUACUUUAUAUCUGCCCUGCAGCAUCUGCUCCUCAUCCGGGACAAUGACGGCGAGGAACGUCUCCGCAUGUUCCAGCUCGUCGAUUCGAUGCUAAGCUACGUCGCCAUGGACCGGCGCUUGCCGGACAUGGACUUCAAGCAGAGUCUCAACUUUACUGUCCAGAGCCUGCUCGAUAAGUUACACACCGACUCGGAAGCCCGCCAGGCCUUUGAGGAAGCCACCGAGACGCGGCGCAUCGCCGAGGCGGCGAUGGCAGAGAGGGACGAGCUGAGGGAGAAGCUGGCCAUGGGCGCCGACGGGCUGGUUGCUAAACUCCAAAAGCAAAUCGACGAGCAGGCCAGGUUCAUCGAAGCACAAAGGAGACAGGCUGAAGGACUGAAAGCCGAGCUGGAGAAUCUCCAGACGCUCAGGGCCAAGGAAGCACAGCGAUACGAGCUCGAGACGCGCGAACUGUAUCUCAUGCUCCGCGACGCCCAGGACGUCGCAGCAUCCAACGCCGCCAUAGGGACGAAGCUAGGCAAUGGCGAUCCCGCUCGCAUGCAGGGCAUCCUGGACCGGGAGAAGCUCAUGGAACGCCUCCAGAUGCAGAUCGAACGGCAAAAGACGAUCUACAAGCUCGAAGGCAAGGUUUGGGCCGCAACCGUCAGUCCCUCCGACAAGCUGCGGGCGCUGCGGGAAGAGAUGGAUGGCUAUGGGAGUUCGGAGCCUGACGUGGGCAGCCCGCCAAGGGAUUUCGCCAACAGCAUGCUCGGAAGUGUCAAAAGAUCGACCCGCAUCCCCAGGAAACCUGUUGGCACCCGUCGGGAACAGAUCGGGGGCGUUGUGGAGGAGGUCGACGAUGUCGCCGAGAAAGAGGAUGGAGAGGAGGAGGACGUCAUCUACGAGAAGCCGCGGCUGGUCGAGUUCAAGCGCCCGGUCGUGGACCCAAAGAAGGCCGCGGCCGGCAUGUUCAACGAGCUCCAGGGCAGAGUCAAGAAAGUCGACGGCAGCGAUUCGGAGGACGGAGAUGGCGUCACGACCGGCCCAUCUCACCCGAGUCUGGAGUCGCAAUCUCCCCUCACUCCCAGCGACAUCGAGCCUCCCAAGAUCGAAGUCACCGACACCACCCCGCCGGCUGCCGCCCCAGUCUCUGGGGGUUCUUUUCCUCCACCUCCCCCCCCUCUGCCUGGCCAAAUCCCCGGUGCGCCUCCUCCGGCGCCUGGGAUCGGGGGCGGUCCCCCUCCCCCACCGCCGCCUCCCUUGCCCGGCAAGAUCCCGGGCGCGCCACCCCCUAUGGCUGGUGCUCCUCCUCCCCCUCCUCCCCCCCCUCCUCCUCCAAUGCCCGGCAAAGUCCCCGGCGCACCUCCUCCAGUGGGCGGUGGACCACCGCCGCCCCCGCCCCCGCCUCCUCUGCCCGGUGCCAAAGGCAUGCCUCCCCCGCCGCCUCCUCCGAUGCCCGUGCCGGGCGCAAUGUCAGGUCACUUCCUGUCCCGGCAGGACAACCUCACACCUACGCCGUCCCUCGGUUUGUCGAUUGUUCGGCCUAAGAAGAAACUCAAGGCGUUCCACUGGGAGAAGGUGGACUCGCCGCUCACGACUCACUGGGCCGCCCACACGCCAUCUGCGGAAGAGAGAGAAGAGAAGUACCUCGAGCUCAGCCGGAAAGGCAUCCUUGACGAAGUCGAGAAGUUGUUUAUGGCAAAGGAGACCAAGCAGAUCGGCCACGGGGCGGGAAAGAAGGACGAUAAGAAGCAGAUCAUCUCGAACGAUCUGCGGAAAGCAUAUGAAAUCGCCUUUGCCAAAUUCUCGCAGUGUUCUGUCGAGAAGAUUGUUCAGAUGAUCAUCCACUGUGACAGCGAAGUGCUUGAUAACCCUGUAGUCAUGGACUUUCUGCAGAAGGACGAUCUCUGCAACAUCCCCGACAACAUCUCGAAGCAGCUCGCACCGUACAGCAAGGACUGGACCGGCCCAGAGGCGAACAAGGAGAACAGAGAGCAGGACCCGGCCGAGCUCACCAGGCAAGAUCAGAUCUACCUGCAGACGGCAUUUGAGCUGCAUCAUUAUUGGAAGAGCCGGAUGAGGGCCCUUUCGUUGACGCGGAGCUUCGAACCCGAGUAUGACGAGAUCACGGAAAAGAUGCGCCAAGUCGUCGCGGUCUCGGAGUCGCUGAGGGACUCGGUGUCGUUGAUGAACGUUCUCGGCCUCAUUCUGGAUAUCGGUAACUACAUGAACGACCCGAACAAGCAGGCGCGCGGUUUCAAGCUGUCGUCGCUUGCCAGGUUGGGCAUGGUCAAGGACGACAAGAACCAGUCGACGCUGGCCGACCUUGUCGAGCGCAUCGUCCGGAACCAGUAUCCGGAGUGGGAAAACUUCACCGAGGACAUUGCCGGCGUGUUGACGGCGCAGAAGAUCAACAUUGACCAGCUGCAGGCCGACGCCAAGAAGUACAUCGACAACAUCAACAACGUGCAGAGGGCUCUCGACUCGGGCAGCCUCUCGGAUCCCAAGAAGUUCCACCCGCAGGAUCGGGUCCUGCAGAUCGUCGGGCGUUGCAUGAAGGACGCGCGGCGCAAGGCCGAGCAGAUGCAGGUCUACCUGGAGGAGAUGGUGCGGACGUACAACGACAUCAUGAUCUUCUACGGCGAGGACCCGACCGACGAGAACGCGCGGCGCGACUUCUUCGCCAAGCUGGCGCACUUCAUCACCGAGUGGAAGAAAUCGUACGUCAAGAACUCGCAGCUCGAGGAACAGCGGCGCAAGAACGAAGCGUCCAUGAAGCGCAAGAACGCGCUGAAGGCCGCCCAGGCGGCCUCGGAGAACAACCCGGCCUCGCCGACCAGCACCGGGGCGAUGGACAGCCUGCUCGAGAAGCUCCGGGCGGCAGCGCCGCAGGCAAGAGACCAGCGAGACAGGCGCCGCCGCGCGCGCCUCAAGGAUCGCCAUCAAGUACGCAUCGCGUCCGGGCAGAAGAUGCCGGACAUCGCCCAGCUCGCCGGUCUCGACGCGAACCCCGCAGCAACCACCCAGAACGCCGGUUCGGAAGCCUCCGGGCAAGCCGCCGGCGACAACGACGACCCCAACAAGGCGGCCGAGUCGGACGCCGUCAACUCCGCCACGGGCGGCCAACCUACCGACGGCGAUGGCACGCCGACCGCGGAGAGAGGCGGGGCUGCAACUGCAACGACAACGGCAACGGCAACGGCAACGGCAUCAGGAGGAGAAGGAGGAGGAGGAGGCAGAGUGGGAGACGAAGACGACGUGGCACAGCGCGCCGCACUGCUGCUGCAGGGCAUGCGUGACGGGGCGGACGACGCGGGCAGCGCGGAGAAGCGGGAGACGCUGCGGCGGUCGCGGCGGCAGACGGCAGACGAGGAGCGGCGGAUGCGGAGGCGCAGGCGCGAGAUGGCGCAGUCGAGCGCGAGCAACGGCGACGGCGGCGGCGGCGGCGGCGGGACGAGCCUGAGCCGGGAAGGAUCGGUCGUGGACGGCUACGGCGGCAAGACGGACGAGGAGGUGCCGCCCACGCCGGGACCGCAAGAGAUGGCGGCCGCUGUGGCUGCGGCGGGCAUCGAGAUGCCGGGAAAGCCGGAGGCGCCGGAGCAGGCCGUGGAUGGGAGUUAGUUAGUUAGUGAGUGGAGUUCGGUAGCGGAAGUCGUUUUGUUGGAGGUGGCGGAAUGGCUUAGCGCUGUUGGAGAAGAUGGAGGAUGAGGAGGAGGAGGAGGAGGAGGAGGAGAAGGAGAAGGAGAGAGUGGUGAUACCGUACGCAUGGAUGGAUGGAGGGAUGGAUAGAUGGAGGGAUGGAUGGAUGGAUGGAUACCCGAGCCAUAUCAAGUACGUAAUGUCUACUUAGGCUCUGUUCUCAACAAACUGGAUGGUACAUACAUACAUACACAUUAUUUGACAGACAUUAUUUGACAGCGAGUGAGUUUUGUUUGGCUCGGUUGAGGGGAGACAGAACCUCAAGUGGGAGCUACUAUCUGAAUUUCAAGACAGCG
Messenger RNA from Thermothelomyces thermophilus ATCC 42464, 5998 nucleotides. RefSeq lists its product as uncharacterized. Gene Ontology annotation, cellular component: cell division site; mating projection tip. NCBI's taxonomy places the organism in Eukaryota, Fungi, Ascomycota, Sordariomycetes, Sordariales, Chaetomiaceae. The coding region runs from base 84 to 5624 and encodes 1846 amino acids. Gene Ontology annotation, molecular function: small GTPase binding; actin binding. The transcript is spliced from 2 exons. The record is from RefSeq and is a predicted model, not a curated record. Gene Ontology annotation, biological process: barbed-end actin filament capping; actin filament bundle assembly; mitotic actomyosin contractile ring assembly.